AUGUUGAGAUGUGUUCAACUGGACAUCUGCAUCGAAGCCUACACUCUUGGUACAGGACCACCGCGUCUUGAUGCACAAGCGGACAUUUCUGAAGCUUUGCCAAAACGGCGGAGAGUCACAUUCAAAGAGGAGGUUUUGAUCUUGACGGACUCGGCCCGUGAGUUCACGAAGCUCAACCUCAGACACGGCUCCACAAGAAAGCGCUUCAAGGAACCUCCGCCUGUCGCGAAACGAGCCAGAACCGAUGACGGUGCGAGAACUGCAAUCAGAUCUCCACCACCCGAGCGACGUGUCCUGGAGCCUGCCAUGCGAAGCUUGGAAGUGCGAAGGCAGCCGAAGCAAGAACGCUCGCGGGAGGUGGCAGAGCCCGACGGUCGCAAGAAGAACCGAAAGGAGAAGAGCCAUGGCCCUGAUGGCUCAACAACACAGCAAGGAGGAGCAGUCGAAGUUGCGCAGGAGCCAGACGCAGACAGAGACGUGCCGAAUGUGCCCACGCAAAGCCAGAAGCAGGCUGCACAGGAGGUUAAGAAAAAGAGAAAAAAGCAGGACUCUGCAAGGCUGCCACUCGAGAGAGAGGCGCAGCACAUCGCUUUCGAGCAUGAGGCUGCACAAGCAGUGAAAGCCGCAGAGGUAGCGCCGCCUGAUGACCCAAGUCCAGAGCAAAAAAGGCCAGCAGCAACUGAAAUCGAAGAGAAUCCAGGAGUGCCUUCCAAGAAGGAGCCUUGGAACCGUGACAGGCCGGUCGACUUCGAGGAACCGACAUCCCAUCUGACAGUCUCCGAGGCCGCCGAGGUGGAAGCUCACACUGCAAGCUCUGCAACGGAAGACAAAUCUGCAAAGACGCAGGAGCUGCAACCAAAGGCCUCGGAAACUGAUGCCAAAGCGGCCAUAGAGGCCGCACAAGGAACCCUAACCCGUGAGAUUCGACUGGCAAAAGAGUGGAGGCCACCACCUUCGCUGGUCUUGCCGAAGGACGUGCUGCCUUGGAAUGCCGUGGAGUAUCGGGGUACGGAGUUGAGAUCGAGAGCGAAGUCUCGUCAGCAGCCGCAGCUCCAAGUUGAGGUCGUACUGCACUCCAAGCCCGCCCCAGAGGUAGCAAGAGGAGUUGUAGCACGUGGGAUACGACUCGCAGAGGAGUGGAGGCCCCCACCACCGCUUGCUCUGCCGCAGGACAUUCAGCCGUGGAGUCCUGCUGAGUAUCGGGGCACAGAGUUGCGAGCCAGAGCCAAGUCUCGCCAGCAUCUGCAGCUCCAAGUUGAGGAAACGGCUGGAGAUUACACCACCAAACUGGCUGGGUUGCUCCGCGCCUUAGAAACUGACUUUGCUGAGCCCGCGGCUCUCCUGAAACGAUUCUGGAUGCAGCUUGCGAUGGGUGAGCGAGCACGUUUCGUGCAGGAAUUCCCGCAGUUUCUGCGCUAUUUACCCGACACCAUGCGCGCCACCAGUCGCCUCCCUUGA
Molecule: messenger RNA, 1458 nt
Organism: Symbiodinium sp. CCMP2456
Lineage: Eukaryota; Dinophyceae; Suessiales; Symbiodiniaceae
Source: the annotation of a GenBank genome assembly